AUGCUGUACUGCUCAGUUUACUUUUAACACUGUGCUGUUUUGCUUUCAAAAUAUUUCUUUUUUAGUAAUUUUUUUAUCCAAUUGAUGAUGGAGAUUGCAGCAUAAUGUUAAACAGGAAGCAAAUAAGAAGAACAAUUGUGAUUUGUAAGAAGGGGUUAAUGUGUUUUCCUUGUCUGCAAAAUCUCAAAUCGUUUAAAGAAGAAAGCAAAUCAAUUGCAAGCUGUAUCUCUUAAAGUGCAUUCUAAAUUCUUCUCCUUUGCCGGUUACAUUCCGCAAAAUUUUACCUUUUAUUAAGCUAAACAAACACCUGACGACCUCCCAUAUUUAUAAUUUCUUAUUUUCUUUAGUUUUCAACAUUGUCUUCCAGGUGGGUUCUUGAAAAUGCAUGUGAAAAAUGUUUAAAAUCUGCGAGAGAUGCAUUUUUUUUUUGUUAGUUUUUGUUCUUUAAUAAUGUGGUUGUGAUUGUGAUUGUAUGAAUGGUGGGCUGUGUGUUGAAGAAAAGUACGAAUGUCGAUGUCGAAAGAAGGGCACAGGAGAACAAGUCCUCGAGUAUCUGGCUUGAAUGCGUGCAAGGUUGAGCCAAUGAAGCGCGUGAAAGUUGGAGUUGGAGUAAGAGUUGCUCCUGGCACAAAUGCUCGCAUAAAUGGACCAGCCUCUCGCACAAGAGCUAGGAAAAAGAGAAAACUCAGACCCCUUCAAGAUGUGGCUGCUACUUGUGUUUCACCCAUUGCUCAGCCGUCUGAAGAUCCUGAAUCAAAUGGAGUGGAUAAGGAUAAAAAGCGAGAUCAUAAACAUCAGCCAAGUAAUAUUGAUGAACCACUUCUGCUGUGUGAUAAAGGCAAUCAAGCUACUUACCCCGAUCAACCAGCAAGUGGACCAUCUGCCCCAUGGAUGCCAGAAAAACACAUACUAGAGCUUAUCCUUGACAUACUACAAAGGAGAGACACCCAUGAAAUAUUUGCCGAACCAGUUGACCCUGAAGAGGUGGAUGAUUAUUAUGAAAUCAUCAAAGAACCUAUGGAUUUUGGCACCAUGAGGGCUAAACUUCAUGAAGGAAUGUAUACAAGUCUUGAACAAUUCGAGCAUGAUGUGUUUCUGAUAUCUGGGAAUGCUAUGCAUUUUAAUUCCUCAACCACAAUUUAUUUCAGACAGGCUCGUGCUAUAUAUGAACUAAGUAAAAAAGUUUUUCAUGCUCUCAAAACCAACCCAAAGAAUUUUGAAUCAGAGUUCUCAGAGACGAGACGAAGAACUGUUAGAAGGCUGCAAAGUGAAGCUAGGAGUCCAAUUUAUGGCUUAAGUACAAAGCAUACGACAAAUUUGAGAUCCAAUAGCACAGCUGUCAACGAUUCAUUAAAAGUUGUUUCUAAUACAUUGAGUGGUUCAUCAAAUCUCAAGAGAAGUCGUCGAGGAAACCUGUGGUGCUCUAGAGCUGCAACUCCUUUUUCUGAAAGAGAUCCUGAAGUGCUUCCUGAUCGGCGUUCUACAUAUAAUCCCUUUAUACCCUUCCUGAAUGAGAAUGAUUCAGUUAUGUCAACAAUACAUGAUAAUUCAAAGGCUCUAAAGCAAGUGAGUCAGCAGGAUAUUGGUUAUAAAGAAAGCUUAAUGCUGUUUAUUAGAGAUUUAGGACCAACAGCCCAAAUGAUUGCCAAACGGAAGUUACAUGGAUUAUCAACUGCCAAUUUUCAGAUUUCAGAUUCAAACCCUUGGUUCCAGACUCCAAAAUGUCAAGAUCCUCCUGCAGUCAUCUUGGCCCAACAGAGACCUCCUCCUUUGGACACUACCUUCAAUUCUUCGAUGUCUCAAAACAUAUCUUACCACCAUCAAGGACAUCGGAAUUUUCCUGGAAACAGCAGUGACAGGUUCCCCCUCUGUGAUAUUGGUAAAGGAGGGAAAGUUUGUACUGGUGACAAAUGGGGUACACAUUUCCCUUCUGUAGAGGUGGAACCCAAGACUGACGGGAGGAAAGUUCCCAGUGCCUUUGGAGGGAUUAUGUGCACCAGCAGUGCAGUAAAUGUUGUAGGUGUUUUAGGGAGUGAUAAGGCUCAUAAGGGUGAAAGUACCGGGAUUAAGUUGAGCUUAAAUUCCUCCAUGGCUGCUGCUAGAGAUUCAAAUUUCUCAGUUUCUGGGUUAAAAGACACAGGUGACAAGUCAACAUCAAUAUCAGACAAGAACAAAUUGGCUAACCAAGCACAGUCAUCAGACUCGGCUAUGGAGUAUUCUCCAUUAGAUAUGUUUAGAUUCAACCUGGUAAAUAAUUCUGGUUCAGCAUCACUGUUGGGGCCUCGACAGAGCACAAGUAUGUCAAUUUCUUGUCAAACAAAGACAUCCCUAACCAAUCUAGGUUCCCAAUGUUUGAGAGAUGAUGGAGCAAUUGCUGCACAAGGCCAAGACCUCGACGAAAUGGAUUCACAAGAGACUAGCCAAUCCAUUAAAUCGAGCCAACCUUUGCCACUUGUUUCCCAGUUCACUUUUGAUCUACCAUAUUUGAAAACCAGAUUGGAUCAGAUAAAUACCUCCUCAAGGCAAGACAGAUUGUUGCACCAGCAAUGCUCAGGCACAGGGGGGUCCAUUAUGGAAAAAAUGAGUUAUCAGAGAGUUGAUAAUCAUCACCAUUCCUCAUUGGAUCCUAAGCACACUGAUCUGGUUCUUCAGCUGUAAGAUAUUUACAUAAAAUCAAAAUCUUUAAAGAAAAAAGAUAGCUUUUGACAUAUUCACUCCUGUGGUUGGAUCUUCUGUAUUAUUUUAACCAUGUGUGGAUAAAAGAGAAAGGUGACAGGUCCCAUUUCCCAUAA
Mangifera indica (mango) is the source of this 2792-nucleotide messenger RNA. RefSeq lists its product as uncharacterized. The transcript is spliced from 10 exons. Gene Ontology annotation, molecular function: protein binding. The coding region runs from base 508 to 2658 and encodes 716 amino acids. The record is from RefSeq and is a predicted model, not a curated record. Lineage: Eukaryota; Viridiplantae; Streptophyta; Magnoliopsida; Sapindales; Anacardiaceae.